Molecule: messenger RNA, 529 nt
Organism: Hydra vulgaris (swiftwater hydra)
Lineage: Eukaryota; Metazoa; Cnidaria; Hydrozoa; Anthoathecata; Hydridae
Source: RefSeq, a predicted model, not a curated record
AACGGAAGAAAUGAUUCAGUUUCUUUUCAAUCUGCAACCCGUUUGAAACGCUACAUGCGUUUUGAAACCGAUAGAUUAAAAAUACAAUCACCAGUUCCGAGAUCCAUGUGUACAACUUAUUCAUCUUAUCAAGAUUGCGCUUCUUUUACCAUUCUCAAUAAUUAUUUUUAUCCAGGCUACUUUUUGUUUAAACUAACAAAAUAUAUUUUCAGUGGUGUGGAAAAUUUGUCUUUAAGAAAUGAUAACAAUACCUUUAUAAUUUUGCAACCACAAGAUAGUCUUGAUUUACACAGAAAUGAUGCAAGCUUUAGACUUGUGAAGAUGGGAAUUUGUAAUUAUACAUCAUGGGGUGAAUGGGGUGCUUGUUCUGAAACAUGUCAUAUGGAUGAUUGUGGAAAUCCUGUAAAAACUCGUGAAAGAUACUGUCAAGCAGGUUCAUUAAGCGGAGUUGUUUAUGAUUUUUAAAGUUGUAACUUCCAAGUACCUUGUCCAGGUAGAAAAAUUAUUUUCAGUUAAAUUUGACUAAAAA